CUCGCCCCAACUCGGAAGCUCUGAUAAGGGGGUGAAAGUUCGCUUCACCGCACUACCUACCGUUCAGAAAUCCCAAGCACCAAAUUUCAAAAAAAAGAAAAAAAGAAAUCCCAAGCACCAUAGCCAAGGACAACAAGACCGGCGAGCGGCCCCUCUGCGCCAUGCUUCUUCUCGAGCCUUACCACUUGGUCGCUCUGCUCCUGCUCCUCGUCCCUGCCGGUCGUUGCCUCGCGGCCACCGCCGGUGGCGGCGGCGAUGACAGUCGGCAGUUCAUCUUGCUGGCGGCGGCGAUGACGGGCGCGAACCUGACGCUCGACGGCGCGAGCAGAGUUAUGCCUAACGGCCUCCUCUUGCUGACCGAUGGCAGAAAGCUGAAAGGCCAUGGCGUCCACCCAUUCCCGCUGCCGUUCCGCACCGCGUCGAAUGCCACCGGCUCCGUGCGGCCUUUCUCGACCACCUUCGUCUUCGCCAUCUCCAGUCAAUACGACGACGUGAGCAGCGACGGCAUCGCCUUCUUCGUGGCCGCGUCCAGGGAGGUGCUCUCCACUGCGUCGCCAGGCCAGUUCCUGGGCCUCCUCAACGAAGACAAUAUUGGCAACCGGAGCGCCCGCAUCUUCGCCGUGGAGCUAGACACGUUCAAAGAUGACGAGCUCCGUGACAUCAACAACAACCAUGUCGGCGUCGACGUUGAUAGCCUCGUAUCAAUCGAUUCCACCAACGCCGGGUACUAUGAUGACGGCACCGGGAUGUUCCAGAACCUAAGUCUGAUAAGCCAGAAGCCCAUGCAGGUGUGGGUGGACUACGACAGCAGGGCCACGGAGAUCACCGUGACCAUGGCUCCGUUGGGCGUGGUCAGGCCCAAGAAGCCCCUCCUGCGGACCACCGUCGACCUCUCGGGGGUGGUGCAGAACACCGCGUACGUCGGGUUCUCUUCGGCAACGAACUUCUUUCCAACACGACACGUCGUCCUCGGCUGGAGCUUCGCAUUGGAUGAGCCGGCCCCUGCAUUGAACAUCUCAAUGUUGCCGGCCUUGCCAUCGACAUCGACCUCGACCUACAUGACACGGUGGUCCAUAUGGCCAAUGAUGAUCGCCUUAGCAUCGGUGACGCUGGUUUCGGGUUCAGUGACAAGAACCUACUUGGAAGGGGAGGUUUUGGAAGUGUCUAUAGGGGUGUGCUUCGCAAGACUGGCAUGAAGGUCGCCGUGAAGAGGAUGUCACACGAUUCAAGGCAAGGAGUAAGGGAGUUCAUUGCUAAGGUGGUGAGUAUUUGUCGUCUUCGACACUGAAAUAUCAGCAAUUGUUGGGCUAUUGCAGGCGUAAGGGGGAGCUUCUCCUAGUAUAUGACUACAUGGAAAAUGGUAGUCUUGACAAGUACCUACACACAAGAAAUGGCCCAACUCUAUGUUGGUCCCAGAGGUAUUCGAUCAUCAAAGGUGUGGCGUCAAGUUUGUUGUAUCUACAUGAGGAUUGGGAGCAAGUCGUCAUCCAUAGAGAUGUAAAGGCAAGCAAUGUGCUCUUGGAUGGUAAGAUGAAUGGAAGGUUGGGCGAUUUUGGUCUUGCAAGGAUAUACGACCACGAAACCGCCGCUGAAACCACCCAUGUGGCUGGCACCAUGGGGUAUCUUGCGCCAGAACUCUCGCGCACCGGGAGGCCAACACCAUUCUCUGAUGUAUAUGCAUUUGGCGUGUUUCUCCUAGAGGUCACGUCUGGACGAAGGCCAAUCUUCAUCGAUGAGCAAAACAACCGGGUAUUGUUGGUUGAGUGGGUGCUUGAGCACCACCACAAUGGUUCUAUCCUCGACACAGUAGAUCCACGACUCGGAGGGGAAUUCAACGCGGAUGAGGUAACUAUCGUGCUCAAACUGGGUUUGCUAUGCACGCACCCAUCACCCAAUGCACGACCUAUCAUGC
This is a messenger RNA of Triticum aestivum (bread wheat), 1912 nucleotides long. Its product is annotated as L-type lectin-domain containing receptor kinase SIT2. The transcript is spliced from 2 exons. The record is from RefSeq and is a predicted model, not a curated record. Bases 162 to 1196 code for a protein of 344 amino acids. NCBI's taxonomy places the organism in Eukaryota, Viridiplantae, Streptophyta, Magnoliopsida, Poales, Poaceae. Gene Ontology annotation, molecular function: carbohydrate binding.